Schistocerca nitens (vagrant locust) is the source of this 4492-nucleotide messenger RNA. RefSeq names its product bestrophin-2-like. The transcript is spliced from 10 exons. Lineage: Eukaryota; Metazoa; Arthropoda; Insecta; Orthoptera; Acrididae. The coding region runs from base 426 to 2627 and encodes 733 amino acids. Gene Ontology annotation, molecular function: chloride channel activity. The record is from RefSeq and is a predicted model, not a curated record.
CCGCUGCGCCCUCACACAGGCUAACCGCGAACUUGGCGGCAGUGCGCUGCAGUCGGCCGCGACCUGCGCCAGCCGGAUUUCGUGUGGCCCGCUGGCGGGAGGAUUUCUGUGUGUCCGCGCGAAACUUGCGUGCCAACAGGUGGCUGCCGGGCGUUCUUCACCGGCAGUGGACUGCGUAGGAGCCGCAAAUUAAGUGCCGCGAAGAAAACUGCGGGCAGCACGCAAUGCGAAAGUGAAAGGUCUUUCGUGGCAGGCAUUACACACACUAGAAUUAUUGACGUGUAAGCUGUUGUUGUGGAUUCUACUCCAGUUAUAUAUAGUGUUGUGAUUCAUCAUUGUUUAGCUAGCUUUUUUUGCGUCAGGCAGGUGAUUUGAAUCGGCGUGAAUUCGGGUAGUGUGCUGAUAAUUGACGUUUCUGAGAAAAGAUGACUGUCACGUACACCCCAGAAGUUGCCACACGCCGGCUUCUUGGGAGCUUCUUAACACUACUUUUCCGAUGGCGUGGCAGCAUCUACAAGCUGGUGUGGCCAGACCUCAUGGUCUUCUUGCUGCUGUAUUACGUUCUCAACUUCACCUACCGUUUCUGGCUGAACGAAGACCAGAGAAAAAUUUUCGAGAACAUAACGCAAUAUUGCGAAACUUUCAACGAUCUGAUCCCACUGUCGUUCGUGCUGGGGUUCUAUGUGAGCAUCGUGAUGCAACGCUGGUGGAACCAGUACGUCAGCAUCCCAUGGCCCGAUCCCAUCGCAGUCUUCGUCAGCUCCAACAUUCAUGGGCAGGACGAACGCGGCCGUGUGAUGCGGCGUACUAUAAUGCGCUACGUGUGCUUGUGUCUGACGAUGGUGUUCAGCAUGAUCAGCCCGCGGGUGAAGAAGCGCUUCCCCACACUGCAGAACUUCGUGGAGGCGGGCCUGCUGAACGAGAACGAGAAGGCCAUCAUGAGCGACCUCAACGAGAAGUUCCCGCGCCACUCGAAGCACUGGCUGCCCAUCGUGUGGGCGGCCAGCAUCGUGACCCGUGCGCGCAAAGAGGGCCGCAUCCGGGAUGACUUCGCUGUCAAGACCAUCAUCGACGAGCUGAACAAGUUCCGUGGGCAGUGCGGCCUGCUGCUCAGCUACGACUCCAUCAGCAUCCCCCUCGUCUACACGCAGGUGGUCACCUUGGCAGUUUAUUCAUACUUCAUAACUUGUGUAAUGGGACGUCAGUGGCUUGAUAUACCUGAUCAGUCACAUCCGUUGCACAAACAUAUGAAUAAUGUUGAUCUGUACUUCCCAGUUUUCACUACAUUGCAAUUUUUUUUCUACAUGGGAUGGCUGAAAGUGGCUGAGAGUUUGAUAAACCCUUUUGGUGAAGAUGAUGAUGAUUUUGAAGUCAACUGGUUAGUGGACAGAAACCUGCAGGUGUCCUACCUAAUAGUUGAUGAAAUGCAUCAUGAGCAUCCAGAGCUGAUCAGAGAUCAAUAUUGGGAUGAGGUAUUUCCAGCCCAGCUGCCAUACACAAUAGCCUCAGAGCCAUUCAGAGAACAACAUCCUCAGCCAUCAACAGCCAACAUUGAAGUGCCAAAAUCUAUGGCAGAACCGUUACUGGCAAAGCCAGAGGAUGGGGGAGACCAUAAUUUUGAUGAUACCCAUAGUGGUAUUCAUUUUUUUGCCGGUGGAAAACGGAGCCUGAGUCGUGUUAGUACUCGUGAACGAAUGACCUCUGCGGGUUCAGCAUCGAGCAUAAACACCAACGUUGGAAGUCUGGCGAGUUCCAUUCACCGUGUGGGCUCUGUGACAUCUGUUCUCAGGAGACUGUUUUCACGUGAUGGCAGUGGCACUGGAUCAGUUGUCACUACCACAACUGUCCCUUCCAAUAUUCCAGAUGGUAGUGCUGGCAACUCUGCUGGUUCAAGAAUGCCGAAAAGCAAUAGUGCUGCUAGUUUGAAACCUCCAUUUGCUGGGGGAGGGAGUAUGCGAAUAGCAGACCAAGUCAUAGAAGAAGUGGAUGAACAGUCAACAGUAACUUCAAUGAGGCCACCAGACUUGAGGCCAAAUGUUCGCACAAUUUUUGCAAGUGGUGUGCCUCACUUCCCAGGGCCUCCACCACCAUCAGCACCAGUUGCAGUUCCUCAUAGUGUACAGGCUAGUGGUCCGCAUCUCAACAUUACACCACUGUCAUCAUCAGCUCCUGCAUCAGCUGUGGUUAUGCCAGCUGCUGCUGUUUCACCUGCUCCUUCAAGCACAACAUACACAGAAAUUAUGUCUGUGAAGAGUGCACCAGGAUAUGGGGAUUCCUCAAAGAUUGGGCCAGGAGGAAGAGUAGAUCGCUUCACUAGUCAGCCUGCAUCACAAGGAGAUAGCACGAGUUUCUUUGGAGGAAGGACAUCUCAAGCAGACGGUGAUGAUGUGAGCAUUGGUGGUUCUAGUACAAAUAGUUCAGAGGAUGAUGAGUUUACACGCCUGAAACAAACUCGACAAAAAGAACGCAAAGAAAAGCUGAUACAAAGGUUGGCAAGGUCGGUCAGUGCACAACAUCCAGGUUCUUUAGACAAUGAGACGUUACUGCUUGAAAUUACUGGUGACUCGAGAACUGGCUUACUGUCUUCAUCCCAAAGAUCUAGUGUACUUGGAGAUUCUAAUGUAUGACAACAAACUGACAAAAGUAGAAUGCCAAAUUGAGCAGAAUGAUUGUUAAACUUCCAUACACAAUGGUAGACACAAUUGUGUGAACAAAGCUGUGACAAAACUCGGUUCAGAUUGUACACUUUGCUGUUAUUUUUAUAUCUCUGCAACUUAUAGCUGCCUCUUGGCUAUAAACGCACAGUAUUUGUAAUUUAGUCUCAAGUAUUGAUAUUUUGAGGACCAUGAAAGUGAAUUAAGGUAUUUUACUUAAAGAAUGACUGUUGUGGAAUCUCGUAAGCAUUUCAUACUAGGUCACAAGAAUAGUUAAUUGACAUACUUAGUGUAUAUAACAACAUUAAACACUAUAUCCUCCCACCUGCCAAACAUUCCAAUCUUUCAGGUAAUCCUGUACUAGUUUUGGGAGUAUAUAUAUGCUGGAAAUAUUUUCGUGUGCUGAAACUGCGUGUUAUACCUCAAAUAUUUAUUUAUAUUGUAACACAUAAAAGAAGUGCCAGUACCAGUGAACUGAAAAUCAUCCAGUGUUUUGCUGAUGUGGUUAUUGUGCUGUUUGAGAUUAGAUUUUAAAUGGACAGCAGAAAAUGUAUCUUAUACUGAAGUGUUCUCCAUAAAAGCUGGUGCUUUGAUACUUUGUUCCUGUGUAUAUAUAGACAGUGUAAUUGUACUUAUAAGAAAUUGCAAUUGCUGAUAUUUAUGUUUUUGACAGUAUUUUUGGAUAGUCGGUACAAUAAUACAAUGGAUUAACUUUUAUGAUAGAGGAAAUAUGGUCUCUUGAACUCCGUGUUGUGCAGGUAAUGUUCUCACAAACUUCUUUAAUAACUUAUGUAUGUUUUAUCUCAGUUUUGAAAGGUUAAUUGACAUAUUCUUUGUUUUAUGAUGUAUGAGAUAGAUGAUGAAUGUUCAUUUAUUCACUGAGUUAGCUUAGACACAUAAUAAAUACAAAAAUGUUGAAUUCCCAUAAUUCGAAGUGUCGUCGUUUGGAGAACGGAAUUCAUGGGUUACAACAAAAGGCAUACAGGACAACCUUAUUAAUCUGAAAGUUCAGUCAGCUUCUCCCUUUCUAAAACAACUGUAACAUUUCCCUGUUCCACAACCUGUUUAAACAAGUGAGUUGACUGUAAAUAUUCUGUGUAGUGUUAAUUUUCAGUUUUAAAUUUUUGGUUGUAAUUUUUGUAUUUUUAUAUCACGUUGUUGUUUUGUUGUGUACUAACAGCUGAGGUCUUCGAAGAAAAAAUGACAAUGGCUUUAGACACCUUUCAUUUUGGAAAGUGAAAUAGUAGUGUAUGAAAAAGAGUCACAUAUUUUUAUGAGCUACUCUUCAUUAUCUUGAAAGCAGAGCUAUAUAUUAUGCAAGAAAUUCUGUGGUGCUUUAGUAUUUUUUGAAAUUUGUAUUUUAUCAGACUCUGGUUAUUGAUAUAGUUAAUGCUACCAGUUGUGCCUGCCAGAAAAAAAGGAAACACAAGUAUUUUAAGUUUAGCACCUAUAAUUUACACAGUCCUAUGUCUGUGACAUUUGUAUCAUGUUCUUAAAUAUAUCGCUUUCAUUUUUUCACCACAUUACUGCAUGGGAAUGUACUAAAUAAACACUGUGAUUUUUUUUGUGACUGUGACAAACAAGUCAGCACAAUUGGACAAACAUGUCUGUAUAAUGUAAGACUGCCAAAUGUCUAUUUCUUUUUAAUUAUUAAUUUUAUAAUUGACUGUGAGUUUUUAUUGAGCUGGUAAAUGUGUGCAGUAAUUGACUUGUGAUAUUCAGAGGAAAAUGUAUGCAGUGUGUUUGGUGUCAGUUGGUUUUUGAAAAAAGAGAAAAAAUUAAAAAAUAUUUGUUUGAAGUCCCAGAGAUACAGAUCAAUAAAGCAAUAUUUAAACUUA